GUUAUGCGUUUCAGCUCUCUGUCCUAAAUGGGAGCCUGAGGUACUUGGGUCUUGGAAAGUCUUGUCAAUGUCUUCUGAGGUUUAUAUUCCUUCCUGCAGUCUUCUCCCUCAGGUACCAGGACAAGCCCAUUAUGGAAGACGAUGAAGGAAAGAUUACAUAUGGAGCAAGAAAAAGUCCUCAGUAUGGGGAGCUUUCUGACUUGGACCAGCAGGUGUGGAUCCUUCGUGGUCAGACCCUUGUGACAGUGCCGCGGAGCAAUACUGUAGACCCAGUCACUGUCACUGUCCUCCCAUGCAAGUACCCAGAGUCCCUUGAGCAGGGCAAAGGAAUUCCCAUUUAUCUGGGAAUCAAGAACCCAGAAAAAUGCCUGUUUUGUGCGGAAGUUGAUGAGCAACCCACUUUGCAGCUAAAGGAAGAGAAGAUUGUGGAUUUGUACAACCAUCCUGAGCCAAAGAAGCCCUUCCUGUUUUACCACACCCAGACGGGUAGAACGUCCACCUUUGAAUCAGUGGCUUUCCCUGGCAGGUUUAUCGCCUCCUCCAAGAAUGGCCAGCCCAUCUUCCUCACAUCAGAACUGGGGGAAAAUUACAACAUUAACUUCAAUUUAAAUAUAGGGGCUUGAACUCAUUGUGGGAGCAGAGGGUUGGCUAGAAGUCUUGGUCUGAAAACUUUUCAGCCUCUAAUAUAUUAUCAGGCUUGAUCUGUGGUAGUUUCAUACUUCGAGGUGGGAAGAACCAACAAAUAUCUCAUUUCAUAGAUGAUCACAAAGCAAUAAAACAGGUUGUAUACUCCAGAGUAGGGUGAGAUGGGAACAAUGUAAG
Molecule: messenger RNA, 822 nt
Organism: Acomys russatus (golden spiny mouse)
Lineage: Eukaryota; Metazoa; Chordata; Mammalia; Rodentia; Muridae
Gene: Il36g
Product: interleukin 36 gamma
Exons: 4
Coding region: 132-623 (163 amino acids)
Biological process (GO): inflammatory response to antigenic stimulus; cytokine-mediated signaling pathway; cellular response to lipopolysaccharide
Molecular function (GO): interleukin-1 receptor binding; cytokine activity
Source: RefSeq, a predicted model, not a curated record